This is a messenger RNA of Ilex paraguariensis (yerba mate), 204 nucleotides long. The record is from the annotation of a GenBank genome assembly. Lineage: Eukaryota; Viridiplantae; Streptophyta; Magnoliopsida; Aquifoliales; Aquifoliaceae.
AUGCAGGUUCAGGUUUGGGCUAUUUGCAGGCAGUCUGUGUUUUGCUUAGCUGUUUCUUGGGCUGUUGAAAGUUUUAUCGAGGGAAAUGAAGGUGAUGAACUGAGUUCAGAGAAAUUGCAGAAGUUGGGUUGGAGUUACAAGGCAGUUGAAGAAACUCUGGUGCAUUCCGUUGAAAGCUACAAACAAGCUGGAAUUCUGGAGUAG